Messenger RNA from Nannizzia gypsea CBS 118893, 1623 nucleotides. RefSeq lists its product as hypothetical. The record is from RefSeq and is a predicted model, not a curated record. Gene Ontology annotation, biological process: protein import into peroxisome membrane. The transcript has 3 exons. Gene Ontology annotation, cellular component: peroxisomal membrane. NCBI's taxonomy places the organism in Eukaryota, Fungi, Ascomycota, Eurotiomycetes, Onygenales, Arthrodermataceae. Bases 1 to 1623 code for a protein of 540 amino acids. Gene Ontology annotation, molecular function: protein-macromolecule adaptor activity.
AUGUUCAACUCAACGAAGCAGUGGUUGCGCCGGCACCGCAGUGGCAUUGCCAUUGGUGCCGGUGUCGUUGGAGUCGGCUACCUGGCCGGUCAGUACGUGCUGGGCAAGAUAUCAGAAGCCAGAGAGCGCAUGAGCAGUGAGCGGAUUGCGCGGGAGAAUCUACGACGCCGAUUCGAGCAGAACCAGACAGAUUGUACUUUUACCGUGCUUGCCUUGCUACCGACAGCUACGGAGAACAUACUUGCGGCUCUCCCAGUCGAAGAGCUGACGAACGAGCUGCAGCAGAAGCGCGCGGAGAGGCUGGCCAAGCAGCUGGGCGGAGGAGAGGUUGCGAGCUCAGAGAUAAGUUCGGAGCCUCUCAGCACAGUAGACGACGAUGGGAAGAGUCUGUCGAGCUUGAGGAGUCAGGGAUACAUGCACGCCAGUCAGAUGGGUGACUCGGUUGCCGGAGAUGGGAUACCACGGAAGAAGAGCCGGACGCAGCUAUGGAAUGAACUCAAGGUCAACUCUUUAACCCGAUCGUUUACUCUUCUGUAUACACUCUCACUUCUAACCUUACUUACACGCAUCCAACUCAACCUGCUGGGUCGACGAAACUACCUGUCCAGCGUAAUAUCACUUGCCUCCCCACAAGCCGAUCCAGCCAUAAUAAGCCUGGAAGAGAACGACGGCGACAAUGCGUUUGGAAACGACUUUGAGACCAACCGUCGAUACCUCACCUUCAGCUGGUGGCUCCUACACCGUGGAUGGAAGGACCUGAUGGAAAAAGUCGAAGAAGCCGUGGUCGAAGUCUUUGGACCGCUCAACCCACGCGAAGACAUAACACAGGACAGACUCUCGGAGCUGACGCUGGAAGUACGAAAGAAGGUCGAGGGAGCCACGAGCGAAGAGAGACGGGUGAAGCAAUGGUUGCCGUACUUGCUACCGGCCGUCGAGCAGGAAGACUACGUGCUACGCGAGUCCGGGGUGCUGCUAUCGUCUGAAGAAGUCUCGCCGCAGACAGCAUCCAACCUCCGACAUUUACUGGACGAGACAUCCGACCUUAUCGAAUCACCGCAGUUCACACAUAUCCUCUCCCUACUCAACAACGAAGCCUUCUCCUACCUUAUCGACCAUAAAUGCGCCAUCGACGCCUUCAGGAAGCCGCCUACUGUCCCUGCAACACAAGCACCAGAGGCAAGUCCUGCAAACCUCUUCUCGUCUUCAGCUACCGUUGUGCCGUCAGACAGCCAGCAACCACCGCCAAACCCCAGGGUGAAGCUAGCUACGAUCCUAGCAGUCGUCUCUCGCCAGGCACAUACCAUCGGCCAGGGCUCGAAUCCACCCAACGAGUACCUGUCAGCCAUGGAGGAAGGGGUACGGGAACUUGAAGCCUUUGCGGCAGUGGUGUACAGUAGUAACUUUGGCCUUGAAGGUGCAACGUCACCUGGCGGGUCAGUGGGCGGCUCCUUUGUCGUUGUCCCCUCGUCUGAGAAGAUGGCGAAGAUAGAGAUGAGAGACGUCGAGGCUGAAGAGGAAGCCGGAGCUGAACUUGAACCUGGAGCUGAAGCAGGAACCGGCGCUGGUGCUGAGGAGAUCAAUUUUGAGUCUGCCUGGGGCAAGGCAACGACUGAUGAGAUGUAA